This is a messenger RNA of Eriocheir sinensis (Chinese mitten crab), 1950 nucleotides long. RefSeq names its product muscle-specific protein 300 kDa-like. The coding region runs from base 1 to 1950 and encodes 649 amino acids. The transcript has 14 exons. Gene Ontology annotation, cellular component: nuclear outer membrane; meiotic nuclear membrane microtubule tethering complex; cytoplasm. Lineage: Eukaryota; Metazoa; Arthropoda; Malacostraca; Decapoda; Varunidae. Gene Ontology annotation, biological process: nuclear migration. The record is from RefSeq and is a predicted model, not a curated record. Gene Ontology annotation, molecular function: actin filament binding.
AUGGGCGGCGCGGCGGCAGCUCACUCCCUGGGCUCACCUGACGCCCAGGGGCUCCACAGGACGCCCGGGGCACCCGCAGGCUGGAGGCCCUGCCGCGGCGUCUUCUUCCAGGCCACGCCACGCCCCAGGCGGCCGCCGCCGGCUGAGCCACACCACCACCACCACUGCCACCAGGAGCGCCCAGCGUCGUCCAGGGGCAGGCCAGCAGCACAGCCACCCACGCCCGGCGGCGCUACUUCAGGGCUCUCCUGUGCCGGCACGCGGGCGCUGGAAAGGAAGGACAAGAACAUGGUCACCCCUAAGCUUCUCAUGAGUGCCAUUUACGAGCAGGAAAGGGUGCAGAAAAAGACCUUCAUGAACUGGAUCAACGCUCACUUAGCUCGGCACGUUCCACCGCUGAAGCUGGGUGAGCUGAUCGAGGACCUGAAGGAUGGCACCGCGCUGCUCGCCCUGCUGGAGGUGUUGUCGGGGGAGAAGCUGCCCAUCGAGAAGGGUCGUGUCCUCCGCCGGCCACACUUCCUCAGCAACGCCAACACGGCACUACAGUUCCUACAGAGCAAGAGGAUCAAGCUGGUGAACAUCAACCCCACGGACCUGGUGGACGGGCGGCCCUCCGUAGUGCUGGGCCUCAUAUGGACCAUCAUCCUCUACUUCCAGAUCGAGGAGAACACCCGCCAGCUGGAGCGCCUGAGCCAGCUGAUGGAGCAGGAGGCGGGCACGAGGAGCGACUCGCCCUUCUCGGUGUCCUCGUGGACGGAGGGCUGCACCAUUUCCCGCGACCGGCCCUCCGUCACCCGCCGCUCCGCCGCCGCCGAGAAGUGGAAGAUGGGCGCGAAGAAGACGCUGCUUGAGUGGGUGCGCCAGACCAUCACGAAGAAGUUCGGCAUCGUUGUGAAUGACUUUGGAUCGAGUUGGAGAGACGGCACUGCAUUCCUUGCCCUUAUCCAGUGCAUCAACCCGCGACUAGUGAAUCUCCAAACGAUGAACCAAAUGACGAACAAGGCACGACUUGAAGCUGCCUUCCGAAUCGCUGAGCGAGGCCUGGGCAUCUCCUCCCUGUUGGAUGCAGAGGAUGUGGAUGUUGACAAGCCUGAUGAGAAGUCAAUCAUGACCUAUGUGGCAUCAUUCCUUCACAAAUUUCCAGAACCUGGAAUCACCUCAGUUCCGACUUGUAUGAGCCCAACAAUGGAGGCAGCAAGUGCAGGGGACAUGUUUAGUGAGAUAGAGAUGGAGUACACAGAACUAACCACCUGGCUGGCCCACACCUCCAAGUGGCUGGACACCCUCCAUGACCCAGCAAAGCAUGGCAACAUCAGCUAUGAGAGAUUUAAGGCUUUGAAAACUGAAGCAGAUGAAAAGAGAUUGAUUUACGAAAAGCUUCAUGACCUGGUUGAUUCUCAGUCCUCCGUCAUAUCAAUAACAACCGACUCCUGGGCCGGCAUUGCAGCUUCCUGGGACAAGGUUGCAGAGCAACUGUCCCAUUGGACAUGGCUGUUAGAUGCAUCACUGCCAGGCGUUCUUGCUCCAAUUGGAGAGUGGCUGAGUCGUGCUGAAGCCAUGCUGGGCACAGAGCUGAAGCUGUAUGGCAAGAAUGAUGAGAUUGCCACUCUGCUAAGUAAACAGAUAGAAGAGCACAAAACAUUCUUUUCCAAACUGCCGUCCAUUGUAUCAAGCUUUGAGGCUGUGAAGACUUCCAAGGAUGCCGCAUCCAUCCCCAAGCAGCAGCUGGAGGGCAUUGAGCAGCGGCUCAGCACCAUUGCCCCCCGCGCUGCACGGAGGAAGAUUAAACUCAAGUACCUGGAACAUAGAUAUUGUCUGGUAGCAUUCCUAAUCCUUGUAGAGGCAAAACUCAAGACUUGGGCUGUGAAAUAUGGCAAGGAACAAGAAGUACAACUAAUCCUCACUGAGUACCGGUCCUUUGUUGGGACCAUAACAUAUUCAAGAGUUUGA